Molecule: messenger RNA, 1676 nt
Organism: Durusdinium trenchii
Lineage: Eukaryota; Dinophyceae; Suessiales; Symbiodiniaceae
Source: the annotation of a GenBank genome assembly
CAGCAGAGAGAAUUUAUUCACGGCCGUGGUGAAAGUGGCCGGGCAUGCUGCGAGAACCAGCAGGCUUCAAACGAAGCCCGCUGCUACAGGAUCCAAGGGCGCGCUUCUUUGUGAUCACUAGCAAUGUGGGUGAGAACGUGGUGAAGUCCGUUGAAAACAACGUUUGGGCGACCCAACGGCGGAAUGAGCAGAUGCUGGCGGAUGCCUUCCGGACCACCAGAGUGGUGAUCUUGAUUUUCUCUGUCAGCAAGAGCGGUGCCUUUCAAGGCUACGCUCGAAUGCGGAGUCUGCCGGGCCAGUCCAAGUGCAAGUCAGACCCCUUCGGUGGCUUUGGACGCUUGUUCGAUGUUGAAUGGCUACGAUUGCAGGACGUGGUCAUGCCGGAGGUGAGCUACCUCCGCAAUCCCUUGGACGAGGGGCGACAGGUCACUGCAGCCAGAGAUGGACAAGAACUGUCUUAUCAGGUUGGCGCCGAACUCUGCACCCACUUCGAUGUCCGAGUCUACUUGGAGGACCCCAAGAACUACGAGCCUUGCAUGGAUGAGCUGUUACCAGCAAGUGUCCCGCGUGAUGCGUUUGCACCACAUGGUGGACAUUUUGCUCCAGCGCCUAUCCCUGGCCCUCCUCCGGCAGUAGCGCCGCCUUGGAUGGCUCCCUACGGAUCCAGUUCGCCCUUCGAACCUUCUGCUGCCUGGUUUGCACCUUCGACCGCGGCACCAACGGCGCCCCCAGGUGCUUGGGUGGGCUCCACCAGUGGAGAGAGGCCUUCGAUGGCUCCCGGAUCCAGUUCGCCCUUCGAGCCUUCUGGACCAACAGCGCCCCCAGGUGCUUGGGUGGGCUCCACCAGUGGAGAGAGGCAGAGCCGCAGUCGCUCGGGCCCAAGCCCGGUGCCAGUGCCGGUGCCUGCGGCGGCAGUUCCCGCGGUGAGGGAGCGGACUCGAAGGCGGAGUCGGCAGGACACACCUGACUUCACCAAGAUGACGUUCCAAGAGUAUGUGGAAUGGUGGAAGAAGACCCAUCCGAACAUGCCGGUGAAUGGAGUCCCAGCUGCAGCAGUUCCAGUGGUUCCAGCCACUGCUCCUUCUGAGCAGACAUCCGCCUUGGCAGAAGCGCCGACUGUGGCUGCGCCGACGGGGACUGCGAAGGCCGACAACGGAGAAAAAGCGGCUGCAGUCCCACGCCCCGCCGCGGCCAAUGGCGCAGCAGGAGCUGAAUCUUCGAAGAAGAAGCGGAAAGAGAAGGAUGAAGCCAAAGGUGAUAAAAAGUCGAAGAAGCGAAAGAAGGAAAGUGCAGCUGCAACGACGCCAGCAGAGGCUCGCGCUGAGCCAACUGUGGCCACAUCUGCACAGGCUUCGAAGCCCCACGCUGUGCAAGAAGGAGAUUUGAAGGACGCGGUGCUUCCGGUCGAGGCAGGAAUGGAGGACGAGGAGUCCACCAUGACCGCUGAGUCUGACCUCGAAGUCUUGGAGGUGAAGGCACCACGCCCCUCCGCACCUCCCAAAUCCAUCCUGAGAAGCCGAUGACUCGCCCCAAAUCACGUGGCGCCUGAUGCCAUUUGCUUGCUGGAUGAGGGGCCCCUGCGGCGGCGGCCGGUGACACAGACCAAAGUGUUUGACCCCAGGAUUGCCGCUGCGAAGCUGCCGCGCAAAAGAAGUGGGUGUGUCGAGAAAGGAGAG